Molecule: messenger RNA, 7065 nt
Organism: Uranotaenia lowii
Lineage: Eukaryota; Metazoa; Arthropoda; Insecta; Diptera; Culicidae
Product: locomotion-related protein Hikaru genki-like
Exons: 13
Coding region: 532-3489 (985 amino acids)
Source: RefSeq, a predicted model, not a curated record
ACAAAUUUUUCCAAAUCAGUCUUCGGACAACUUUCGAGCGGUUGGGAAGCUUUCUUCCUCGGUUGGUUGGCUAGUGAAAAGUGCAAAACUUUGGGGGCUCACCGCAGAAAAAAAAGAAGGUUGGAGAUGAAAGUGUUUUUUUUUGUGUUGGGAGGAAAAACUUUGAAGGUCCUUUUUGUUUGAAAAGGAAUUGCGGUUAAGUUUGGUGAAAGGAAACUUUGGCCGGGAACGUUUCGGCAUCCUCCCCAGCGCAGAACGUUUCUCAUUCGCCACUUCCGGGAAGACGGUAAAAAGUUCAACACAAAACUAGGAAAAUCCAGCCGUCACUGUUUUGUUUUGGCAUAUCGCAAAAAGUCAGCGCCCCCAAAAAUGUGUUCAAGAACUGAUUCAGAUAGUGUGUAGCAAAUGUAAAAAGCAAAAAGUUAAAAAAAAAAUAAAGUGAAAAGUGGAAACUCCCAACGGGGGGGAGACACUCCGCCAGCUCUAAGCUCCAAGCUGGUCGGGUGCAGAAAAAAGUGUCAAAGUGAGAAAAUGAUUCCCAACCCUGAGCAAUCAACGUUGUCACGAGUGAAUUCCCCGGCGAUGGCUGGGGCGGCCUCGAAGGUGGAGGUCCGUGGGAAGAUGGCCCCGGAAAAUGGCGGCGACGGCCAUGUGACAGCCAGCCGUUGUUGCCGGCUGCCGCCGGUGGGAAAAAAUUGUAAAAUUGAAAUCGCAAAAUGUUUGCUCUUCGUCACGCUGCUCCUAACGAGUGUUUGCUUUCGAAGCGUUUCGGGUGACGAUGCCGGAUCUUCCUCUGGGGCAGCGGCGGCCCAGGACCAGAACCAGAAUCCGACGCCAACGGCUGAACCCGAAACAACGACCGGCUGUCCGCCGCCGGAAUUCAAAAUUUCUCGGCCCCGAAAAAACAUGCCAUCGACGGAGGCGCCCUUCGUGACGUUCGAGACGACCCAGGUUUAUCUGCCUCAGGAUUUUACCACGGCCGAUUUGGAACUGGUCGAUGGGGGCAGGGCAGCGCACGUUGCCGGCAGCUCUGGAGGAGCACUUGACGCCCACCAGCAUCAGAGUGCCGCCCUGCACGAGGAACAACACGAUACUCCCUUCUGGUGGGAGAUGGGGAUCCAGAAUGCCGAAGCCAGGGAAUCACUGGCCGCAGCAUCCUUCUCGUCCUUGGGCCACCAAAGCAAGAGCCGUGCCAGACGGAGUGUCUCGUUCUCAUCUCGGCCGGGUGGCCGAGUUCGCUUCCGACGAUCCUCAAACGCCAUCGGGGGACAUUAUCUAGGACAGCAGGAUAAUUCCCUGUUGCAUCAGGAGCUGACACCGGUCAUAGUGAUUAAUAACAUCUUCAACGAGAAUGACAGUGACCACAGCGUGUUUGAUAAUGUCUUCUUGAAUAGCAAUCAAAUGGAACUGGACGACGAUGAUGCCGAGAAGAAUCGCUACGUGGAUAAGAACGAAAUCGGGGAAACGGUUGGACAGGGAGAAGAUCUGCCGGUGGAUGGGACGGAAGAACUGAUGGGUGCUGCUGCUGCCGGGGCCAGUAGGUCUCGGGUCAAACGGAAGUCGGGCAAGACGACGGGAGCUCUAAGCAGGGCCAAGGGUAGCGGCGGAAGUGACAGCGGAAGCAAAAGCAUCACCCGGCACAACAAACAAGAUAACUCGGAAACGGACCAUUCGGACCAGGGACCUCACGAUGAAGCUGUCCCGAUCAACGAAACCGAUCAGCCUUCCGGGAGCAACAAAUCCCUAGUAUCUCGGGUGAAGCGUAAGUCUGGUAAGGCCACCGGUGCUCUGAGCCGACCGAAAGGUGGCAGCGAUAGUGGCAGUAAGAGUAUCAGUCGAAACGCCAACAAAGGUCAAUACGACGAGGACGGAGGUUACGUUCCACCGCUGCCGGACUCUCACGAGAGCGUCGACGAGAAGGAAGAGAGUGAGGAGAUCGAGGAAAGUCCGGAGCUGCACCAGUUCCGGGAGGUAUCCGAGGUUCGCUUUCCGGGAGAGGUAGGGCCUCUGGGGGGUCAUCGGUUGUGCAAGAUCCAAUGCAUCAAGGGCCACUGGAUUGGACCGCUAUGCGCAAUGAACGAACACGAGGUGGACGAGCAUGGACAGCUGAAAUUUGAACCCCUGUACAAACGCUGUGUGGUAGAUCACAUUCCGCCCCAUUUGCUGUUGAGCUACAAGAACGUUUCCGUGACGCUCGGAUGGGAUCUUCCUCAUGGCCAUACACUGCAGGCAAGAUGUCGCGAUUUAGGGCUCUACAAACUGCUAGGCGAAACGAAGGUCCUGUGUUCCAACGGCCUAUGGGCCCCAAAAAUGCCAUCUUGUGUGCCAACUACCCUCUUAACCAAUUAUUCAGAUGAUAGUCCCCCAUCGAUUCGGAUCAAAGUCGGAGUAGGAUCUGCUGCGUACGAACCAUCGGGUGUGUUAGCUGUUCUGCCAACCAGCACCAUUCAUCUGGAUUGUAUGUACCCGAGACGUCGAGGAUCCCCUGAAUGGACCUGGACCGGAUGGUUCCGACAGUACUUAACCGAAUUCCCCUGGCAGGAAAUCACCGUUAAUCAAUACAACCCCAUUCCGGAUUAUUUCCAUGUAGGUUGGUCGGCGGUUCCGGAGGAAAAAGCCUCCCGCUAUCGGCUCACUAUCAAGGACAUCCAAAGCCAGGACUCGGGCACCUACACCUGUGCCUCACCACGGGGUCUCACCAACAGCAUUGUGAUUAUUGUUGCAGUAUCGCAGUGUACAUCUUUACUGGAACCGAAACCGCCACUGUCUUUGAGGUUGGAAGGAAUAAAACUUGGUCAACGGGCUCUAUAUCGUUGCCCCCUAGGAUACACCUUACAGGGAACGGCCAAUGCCACUUGUCUAGCAUCAGGAAACUGGUCCUCUCCAUCCCCGAAUUGUCACCCGAUCCAAUGUCCGCCGCUGUUCCUGGAGGAUCCGCACCUCAGUUUGGUGGAGCUGAACACUUCGGCCUGGGGCCGGGCCGUAUUCCGAUGCGCCUGGGGCUAUCGACUCAGCGGUCCACCCGGGCUAGAAUGCGAACCGAAUGGCCGGUGGAGUGGACCCAUCCCCAGAUGUCGCGCGAUUCAAUGUCCUCAGCCGCUUGUCCCGAUAAAUGGAAGAAUCGACGGAACCAGUGGCUUGAACACAUUCGGACAGCGUCGCUACGCCGUGGGAGCUUUGGUAACGUUUAGUUGCACCGAGGGUCACAUGUUGGUCGGUGAGGCGUCGAUUGUGUGCACGGAGACCGGUUUCUGGUCCCAUCCGCCACCAUUUUGUAAGGCCCAGUGUCCGUACCCGGGUGAUCCCCCGAAUGGUUUGAUAGCGCCGCUGAAGUUCUACUACGACCCUGGGGACUAUCUGACGGUGCAGUGUCGGCCCGGAUUCGUCGAGCAUGGGGCCAACGGAGGUCCACCGGAACGUCCUCGAUGUACCCCGGAGGGCGAUUGGUCCGGACCGGUUACGCAGUGCCGCAGCUACGAGGAGAUAUAACUACGGUACCCGUUGCCGACCCUUCGACCCUAGGACCUGUGCGUGCAACCUUACACCAGUUCAUAUAGGGAUGAUUCAUGUGAUAAAUAGUGACGUUUAUACAGGACAUAUAGCAUACGGUUCUUGUGAGACAAGACAGGAAGCAGCAGCAAGAUUGAUCCAAAGAAAAAACAAAACAAAACAAAUGGUUUAAUGUUAUUCAUCAGAGUACAAUUUUAAGCGGUUUGAUUAUCCCCAAGUGUAGGAAAUUACUGUAAUGAAAUGCCAUCCAAAGCCAAGACCAUAGUCGUUGUAUUUUAUCCUAGCAGAAUGUGUACCCUGAUGCAGGUUAUACCAGAUAAAGAUAUUUGUUCCUACUUUACACAAAACUAAUUUCAAACUCCCACCUAAACGAUGUAGGUAUCAACAAACUAGAGAAUUAUGAUUAAGUUUCUAUUUCUCAGUUAGAGUAGUUUCAAUAGCUAUCAAUAGGAGGCACUGUGGCCGUGGCCGUGUGGAUAGGAAAUAGGGCUCAAGAAAGGUUUUCGGCAAACUGAACUGACUUUAACCUUCUACCUAUACACAUACAACAUAUAUCAAUUACUCUAACCACUCUGAAAUCAUAUCUUAUACACCUAUACUUACUAACUGUACUCUCAUCAAUCUAUGGAACCUAAGAGUAUUUUAAAACACUUUUAAAUUCGCCGUCACGCAAAACAGACCUUAGCUGAAACACCGUCACAGGUUGGCAACGAGAGGUUUUGCGUGCUGAUAGGGUCAUUUUGCCAAAUCAAUCAUCAAAAUGGCUCUGGAAGGGAUUUCAGACUGCAUAAAUAUUCAGCAAAUAUUCUGUUUUUUUUUUAAAUAUUAUUUUGCGUUAUAUAUUGUAGUCCAACACAUGUUAAUUUUAGUGUAAUCACCAUGCUACUCCCGCAAGCAAUUUGAUGAUGAAUUGAAUUCGAAUUGACCCUCUUCCAACUCCGAGAAUCGUGAAACCUAUACUGAGUCUUCAGCAUUCGCUGCGCAAAGAAUAGGACUCAAAUGGGAUCCAGAAUAGGACUCAAAUCGAGUCAUCGCCGCUGGUGUUCACAUCUUAUGCCAAUGACGUUGAAAUAUUGAGAACUCAUAAUAGGAGUAAAGGCUGAAUUUUGGUUUUACUGGAGAUGAGGUAUUACUUGUCGUGGAGUUAACACUGCCUGAUCUGCUUAUCUACAAUAAAUCCAGGACUAUCUGGAACAAGCGUGGAUUCGCAUCGAGUUAGGUGAUUGAAAAAUCUACGUUUGCGUACUGUAUCUGCAUCCCGAUCUUGCUCUAGUUGCGUCUUCUUUACAGAGCAUCUGAAAAAGAUUCUCUUUCGGUUCUCCAGAAUAUACUCGCCAUUGGCGACUUCAAUACGUCCAUGAUGCUUAAAUCCCAUUUCCUAGUUCUGACUCUUCCUCCAGGGAAGUCAUCUAGUGUGCCUCAAGGGAGCUAUUUAUUUGGAACCAAUAACUUAAAAAUUUAUUUCAACGAAGUGCUUUCACUCCGCCCAGGCCAAAACAUUGUUGCAUUGUAACCUCAAAGUAGAGCCCAACAAUAUGACCAGAAUAAUAUUGAUAUUCUGUAAAGUAAGUUCAGCCUCUUUGCUAACUGAGACAUUCAAUCGCAAAUUGAUCCAGAAUUAGGCGAUGGAGAAAGACUUUCUUGGAAAUGCUUGGUGUUGGAAGCACUUUAUUGGUCACAGAUGCUUCAUGGAGCACCAACAUACUGACCAACUUUUUUGCCAGGACGCCAACACUUGGCACCUCGUCUAGGACGAGUUCAUCCGUAUCAUGUAACUUUGAUAACCUUGAAGUCUAAGAUAAGCCUAAGACGGUGUAGAAAUAAGACUAAUUGUAUUUUGUAUUCAUUUGGACUUGCAUGAAUUUGUAUUAACAAUCAAUCUUACAAGCUAAAUUACCUUGCAGUGAAGAUGAUCAAUCAGCUGCUUCACCGAUCAUCACUGGCUUUACGGACACCUUAGUGUUGUUGAUGUUCGUUUUUUUCUUCAUGCAUCAGCUACGAGCCAUUUCAACAAUCAUCAACCAUCAUUAAACACUCAUGCAGGAUUCCGCUUUGUUUACAACCAGAUCGGAGAUUUUGAUUAUUUCACGCACAUUGCUUUCUCACGCCGGCUGUAGUGCCACUUACUGCUUCUUUGAGUAUUGGUGUUCAGCACCGUCAUGCAUCGGUCGUUGUGACACAUACUCCCCUCACUUCUCACUGGUGAUGAUCACUGCCCUAGAUUGAACACAGACACUCUUGAAUGGCGCCUCCCUUUCGCCAAUUCCAAUCACUGGUAAGACGAUCAAUCGUCUUCUUCUAGGUAGACAACCUCCUGUUUCGAAGCUACUCCAAUAGCCUUUCCCGCGAUCGUACACUUGCCGAGGAUUCCACCGAAACAAUUCGCACCAACUCGUUCAACUUUUACCAGAUGGUCGAACGACGUCCGUUGCCAUCCGGCGCAUGCAAUACUGAGUCUAGCCGUUCACUGGGUUGGUGAUUGUGACAUGGGACUGACGAAUAGGUCUUCUAUCCGGUGCUCAAGAGUACGAUUGUGUGCGUCCGCUUCAGCAUCUGCAUGAAAGGCCCUCUAUUGAGAGCCUUCCUUUUAACUAGAUGCAAUUCAAAGGGCGGUACGCAGGACGCCAUUGGUUUCCUUCGUGCCGUGUAUGGCUCGUUCCGAUCUUCUAAGAAAAUCUAACGAGCAGCCGAACAAUUAGGAGUGCCUUCAAGCUGAUGAUCUCCGUGUGCAAUUUGAGCAGGUCAGUUUCGAUCUGCUGGAAGGAGCUAACGAGCUGACCGAGGACGAUUUGUGAGUGCCUUCAAGCUGUUGAUCUGCGUGUGCAAUUCAACGGCUUUUGGCCUGAUCCUUUUUCUCAUCUGAUGUCAGCACGCUAAAGGUUUAAUGGUGAUUUUGGAAAUUACGUUCUCGUGAUGUCGAUUUUUACUCUUCUCAUGGAGCAUGCAAUACUUUUUCCGGACAACCAUAGCAACGUUCCCAUUCGUUGGUGUUUCUGAAUUAAUAUUCCACCACAUUACUUUAAGUAUUUCUCGACAGUGUGACUUCUGGACUGUCAAUGAUCAACUUUUGCGGAAGUGACGCGAACGACUGUAUUGACAUGCUGUAGAUGGAUUCUGAUGAUCUUCGGUUUGUGAUGAUAUUUUAAAACAAGUCACUUCUGCUAACUUGAGGCUCGAGAUGAAUUUUCUCAUCGUUGAUGGUUGUUGUUUUGUGUUGACCAAAAAAAGCAUAAAUAGCAAAAUGUACACAGUAACAACCAUCCUACAGAUACAUGCCGGAAUCCUCAACUGAAGCUGUUUAAGGUAGGCUUGCCAGAUACUUUCAGAAAAAAGCGGGACAUUUCACGAAAAAAAGCGGGACACAGCGGAAAAAAGCGGGACAUUUAAGAAAAUUUUAAAAAAAGCUCAAAUGUGUAGCAAAACUUAUACGUUUACCAUCAGCCGAAAUUUUGCACAAAGGUUUUUUUUUAACAAAGAUUGAUUUUGCUGAUUUUUUCUUACAUGACUUUUAUUUACAGUGAUUUUUGUCAUAUGCACCGCUUUUUUCCACGGUUC